Messenger RNA from Trichomycterus rosablanca, 3487 nucleotides. RefSeq names its product MAM domain-containing glycosylphosphatidylinositol anchor protein 2-like. Gene Ontology annotation, molecular function: protein binding; axon guidance receptor activity. NCBI's taxonomy places the organism in Eukaryota, Metazoa, Chordata, Actinopteri, Siluriformes, Trichomycteridae. Bases 433 to 3309 code for a protein of 958 amino acids. Gene Ontology annotation, biological process: homophilic cell-cell adhesion; synapse organization. The transcript is spliced from 17 exons. The record is from RefSeq and is a predicted model, not a curated record. Gene Ontology annotation, cellular component: plasma membrane; axon; neuronal cell body.
CUGGAUACCGUGUGUGUGUCCGUGCGUGAUCCGCCGACGUGUCCAGGGUCACCACUAAUGUGGAUCGGAUGCUUUCCACCCUCACAGCUGUCAUUACUCUCGUCUGUCCACGCGUUAUCGUGCUAUCAUUCCCUCUCUAAACAAACCGCCGUUAAUGGGAAGUGAUUAAAAUCACAUCUGAAGAAUCGGACCUAUUGAUUUUGGACUCGAUUUCACAUCCAACGGAAGGAAACUCGGCGGCGCUUUCACCGGAGCUUGAUCUGUAUACCGAGUCUAAAUCAAUCCACUGAGCUCGGUGUGUCGGUGUGUGUGUGUGUGUGUGUGUGUGUGUGUGUGUGUGUUUGCCUGUGAUCUGUCUGCUCAACUUGCUCCUCACAUCUGGGAAUCUAAGACUUCUCACGUUUAUUUAGAUAUGUGGAGAUUCACGUAAGGAUGGAUGGAAUUAUCAGCGUUUUGGGGCUCAUCACGCUCAUCCUGGACGGCAUUUCGUGCCAAGGAGUCUACGCUCCCCCUUCUGUCAGGAUCGUGCACUCAGGACAUGCAUGUAAUGUGGAGGAGGAACGCUACACAGAAAGGGUGUACACUAUUCGUGAGGGUGAAACCCUGGAACUCACCUGCCUAGUAACUGGACAUCCCCGGCCACAGAUUCGAUGGACUAAGACAGCUGGCAGCGUGUCGGACCGCUUCCAGGAUUCGAGUGUCUUUAAUGAGACCCUUCACAUCGCUGAGAUCCAAAGGCACCAAGGUGGACGCUACUACUGCAAGGCGGAAAAUGGUCUUGGCUCACCAGCGAUUAAGUCCAUCAGAGUGGACGUGUACUAUCUGGAUGACCCAGUGGUUACCGUCCAUCAGAGUAUCGGAGAAGCUAAAGAGCAGUUCUACUACGAGAGGACUGUCUUCCUGCGCUGUGUGGCCAACUCCAACCCUCCGGUGCGUUACAGCUGGCACCGGGGCCGAGACGUGCUGUCUCAGGGUUCGGAUAAGGGUGUGGAGAUCUACGAGCCCUUCUUCACACAGCUGCAGGGGGAAACUAAGAUCUUGAAGCUGAAGAACCUGAGGCCCAAGGACUACGCCAACUACAGCUGCAUCGCCUCUGUCCGGAAUGUGUGCGGCAUCCCCGACCGCCGGGUCAUCUUCAGACUCACUAACAAAACAGCUUCACCAUCUAUCAAGCUUCUGGUGGAGGAUCCAAUUGUGGUGAAUCCCGGACAGACGGUUUCUCUGGUUUGCAUUGCAACGGGUGGUGAACCACCUCCGGUCCUGACGUGGAUCAGCAGUUCUGAGCACCUCCCUGAGAAAAGCGUGGUGAAGGACGGGACGCUUACUUUACCAGCCAUCUCAUCGGAGGAUGCGGGGGUCUACAGCUGCAUCGCUAGCAACAAUGUAGGAAACCCAGCCAAGAAGUCUACAACCAUCAUUGUACGAGCCCUGAGAAAAGGUCGCUUCUGGAUCACACCUGACCCGUACCACAACGACGACAACAUCCAGAUCGGCCGCGAGGUGAAAAUCUCGUGUCAGGUGGAGGCGACGCCCCCUGAGGAGCUGCAGUUCAGCUGGCUGAAGAAUGGUCGAUCCCUUCGCAGCUCUGAGCGCAUGGUCAUAACCCAGACUGAUCCAGACAUCUCCCCAGGAACCACCAACCUUGACAUAAUUGAUCUGAAAUUCACCGACUUUGGCACUUACACCUGUGUGGCAUCGCUCCGAGGCGGGGGCAUUCCGGAGAUCAGCAUCGAUGUCAACAUCUCAUCUACCACUGUUCCCCCCAACCUGACCGUGCCACGGGGAAAAUCCCCACUGGUGGUGCGGGAGGGAGAGACGGUGGAGCUGGAGUGCCUUGUUUCAGGAAAGCCCAAGCCCAUCAUCCUGUGGUCGCGGGCAGAUAAGGAGGUGCCGAUGCCGGAUGGGAGCAUGCAGAUGGAAAGCUAUGACGGGGUACUACGCAUCGUCAACGUGUCCCGCGAGAUAAGCGGCUCCUACCGCUGCCAGACCAGCCAGUACAACGGCUUCAACGUCAAGUCCCGGGAAGCCUUGGUGGAGCUCAUAGUACAGUACCCUCCAGCCGUGGAGCCAGUCUCACUGGAGGUUCGUCAGGGCCUGGGCCGGCCGGUGGUGCUGACCUGCCGUGUACUGCGUGCCCACCCAUCACGAGUGCUACGGUUCGAGUGGCGUCUAGGCUUCCGGCUCCUGCAUGCGGGUCACUUCGACGAGCGUGAUGAGACAGAGUAUUCGAUACACAGCCUCACCCAUGACGGCUAUGGAGAGUACACGUGUGACAUCAUCAACGAGGCUGGAGCUGGACGUUGCAGUUUUCGGGUUACUGGUAAAGCUUAUCCUCCAGAGUUUUACUACGACACUUACAGCCCACUGUGGCAGAAUCGACCACGUGUUUAUGGCUUCAAGCUACAAUGGACUCAGAUGAACCCUGAUACAGUAGACCCCAUCGUGGCUUAUCGACUCGGCAUACGACAGGCUGGUCAGCAGAGGUGGUGGGAGCAGGAGAUCCCUGUUGAUAUUCAAAUACAGAAAGGGGAGUUAAUCACCUAUAAUCUAACAGAGCUCAUCAAGCCUGAAGCCUACGAGGUGCGUCUCACCCCCAUCACCAGCUUGGGCGAAGGAGACUCCGCCAUCAGGAUGGUCACCUACAGUGCUCCCAUCAAUCCACAUCUAAGGGAGUUUCAGUGCAGUUUUGAGGAGGAGCCCAUCUGCAUGUUCACUCAGGACAAGAAUGACAAUUUUGAUUGGACCAGACACAGCGCAGCCACACGGGACACCAAAUACACUCCAAACACCGGGCCCAGUGCAGACCGCAGCGGCGCAAAACAAGGUUUCUAUAUGUACAUCGAGACCUCCAGACCUCGUAAAGAGGGAGACACAGCCAGGUUGCUGAGCCCCACCUUUAACGUGGCACCCAAAAAUCCCUAUGGCAUCACCAACCCUCCAGCAUACUGCUUCAGCUUUUAUUACCACAUGUAUGGAAAACACAUCGGCUCUCUGAAAACGUUCAUGAAGCAGAAAGGCCUGUCCACGUCAGAUGCUAGUCCAGUCUGGUCACUUAGUGGGAACCAGGGCGAUCGGUGGAAACAAGCCAAGUUCAGCAUCCACCCUACCACUUCCUUCCAGGUCAUUUUUGAAGGCGUCCGUGGUCCAGGAAUCGAGGGAGACAUUGCAAUUGAUGAUGUCACCCUGGAGGAGGGGGAGUGUCCCGACCCUCCGUCCAACCAUAUCAGAUCAGCGGCUCCAUUCAGAGUGUCUCAUAUAUGGCUGCUGUGCCUCGCUCAGGCUUUCUCACUGUUUCAAGCUAACAGGUGACCUCCCGGCUGAGCCAAGUCUAGCGACAGUGUCUAAGUCUGUGACUCCGUACCCUCAAUAUUAUCACCAAAGAUUCACAAUCAGACUGCUGAGAGGGACACAGCACUGUCUCACCAUGGAUUAUCUGAAAUAAAAUCAUGAAAAAUGUCAAAUAAAAACAACGGAACACAAAAAAGUA